Molecule: messenger RNA, 858 nt
Organism: Dendronephthya gigantea
Lineage: Eukaryota; Metazoa; Cnidaria; Anthozoa; Malacalcyonacea; Nephtheidae
Product: FYN-binding protein 1-like
Exons: 6
Coding region: 25-462 (145 amino acids)
Source: RefSeq, a predicted model, not a curated record
GAAAAAGAAAAAAAAAUACAUGAUAUGAAAAAAAGAUUUAGUGUAAAGGGAACUGAGAAAUCUCUAGGUACAUGUCGUGCAGCUGAGGAUAUACCUGGGAACAAAAUGGAUAUUGCAGCAUCGAUUGGUGAAGAAUUUGACAUUAUUAGAAAAGGGAAACCUAUUCCUGAUAACAAAUGGCUUGUAAAGAACAAACAAGGAUUAUAUGGUUUCAUUGAUAUAAACAAAAUAGAGAGAGAAGCAGAUGAAGAUGCAGAAGAUCUGUAUGAAGAAGUUCCUGCUUCGAAAAUUCACUCGUCACACUCAUCUAAUGGGAAUAAUAUUUCCACCCCUCCUGUAUCGUCUCCGCCGCCCCCUCCGUCACAAAGUGCGCCCCGACCUCCUACAGGCAACCAAGACAUUUACGAUGAUGUAGCAGCAGAACAACCUGACGAGGAAUUAUACGAAUUUCUUCCUGAAUAAUUACGUAAUGAAGACAGGAUUUUGAAAUUAAUUUAGAAGCGAGUAUUUUGUAUCAUAGGAAGUAAAAGUUUUUGCUUAUAUCUAUUUCAAAGCAACCUGUGCUUUUUCUACCAUAUUUCAACUUCAAUCAAAUUCUAGUAUUAUCUGAUAUGCAGGGGGGAGCUGAAGUCUCAAUUCAUGCAUAAAUUGACUUGGAAGUGAAGAUGACGGGCUCCAACCAUCACCGCCGGCGUAUAGAGGUCUAGGGAAAAAUUGAUACCGCUUUUAUACCCGUUUUAUACCUGCCUAACUCAAUCCUCAGUUAUAUAAUAUAGUACAAUAAUGUAUGUGUUAGAUAUACAUAUUUUUAUCUUAAUUAGGUUUUUACUAUCAAAUAUUUUGUAACAAUAAAAAUUG